Messenger RNA from Cricetulus griseus (Chinese hamster), 1171 nucleotides. The record is from RefSeq and is a predicted model, not a curated record. Lineage: Eukaryota; Metazoa; Chordata; Mammalia; Rodentia; Cricetidae.
AUGGCUCUUGACUGUCAACAACGGAAGAAUGAAGAGAAACCUGUGCAAAUGAUGUUAAAGGAGUCUACUUUUAAAAUGACCUAUGUGGAAGAGAGAUCCACCACAGUUCUGUUGCUUCCCUAUGUUGGCAAUGAGCUGAACAUGGUCAUCAUGCUUCCAGAUGAGCACAUUGACUUGAGAACGGUAAGGAUCAUGAGACCUUUAUGGAGCUGUGAGAGAGAAAUUGAGUGGCAUUUGAAAUUAAUAGAGUGGACAAGGCUGGACAAGAUGGAUGAAGAAAAGGUGGAGGUUUUCCUCCCACAGUUUAAACUGGAGGAGAAUUAUGACAUGAAGGACGUGCUGUGCAAGCUGGGCAUGACUGAUGCCUUUGAGGACAGGGCAGACUUUUCUGGAAUGUCUUCUAAGCAAGGCCUGUUUCUGUCCAAGGUAGUGCACAAGUCCUUUGUGGAGGUCAACGAGGAGGGCACAGAGGCUGCAGCUGCCACAGCUGCCAUUAUCAUGAUGGUGGGGCAUGUCUGUGCCGAUCACCCCUUCCUUUUCUUCAUUCAGCAUGUUAAGACCAAUGGGAUUCUGUUCUGUGGCCGGUUCUCCUCUCCCUGAGGAAAGGGUGCUGCUGUGUCAGCCUUUGUCCAUGCUUUGCCUGUGACACAAGUGACCUCAUCAACAAGUACAAUGGCAAUUUUGAAAUAAAGGGCUUUGUGGUAGCUUAUCUUCAGAACUAUGCACCUAUCUCAGGGGAGCGCUUUUUCUAGGAUCUGGAUUUGCACUUCUGUGGGUUUGUGGUGUUGCUGGCUACAGAGCUCAUCCCUGCUGGAGGGCCUUUUGGCUUCCUUCAGUCAGCCACGUCUCCUGACACAAGAGAAGUGUUGUCUUCAUCUCUUCUCCACCAGCUGCAUUGAGAUCUCAUCUAACUUCAGUGAGAGAAUACAUGUGGUGCAGGUCUCUCAGGGAAGCGACCAUGAGGACAGCCUCAGGCAGUCUCUGUAGGCAGCUCAGGUUCCAAAUGGGGGCAAGCAGAGGCACAGUGUGCUGGGACUCAGCUCAGUGAGAAAAGCUCCUCUUUCUCUCUGUUUGUGUUUUGGACAUGGGCUGUGUCACAAAUCUAUGCAGGCAGAUGCACACUGUAAGCUUGAUUCCACAGGGCAGAGGCAUGUGUAACAUAUCCUGGGGA